AUGUCCGCAAGUAAUAAAGAUGACCAACUCAUGAAAAAUGAGUUCGAAAGUACCUACGACAAAAUUGUCGAUUCAUUCGACAAUAUGGAGCUCCCAAAGGAUCUCUUAAGAGGUAUCUACUCCUAUGGUUUUGAAAAGCCAUCAGCCAUCCAACAAAGAGCUAUCAUUCCACUCUCAAAAGGUUUUGAUAUUAUUGCCCAAGCUCAAUCUGGUACUGGUAAAACUGCUACCUUCACCGUUGGUAUCUUAUCUAGAAUUGAUAUUUCAGUCCUCAAAUGUCAAGCUCUCAUCAUUGCCCCAACUCGUGAACUUGCUCAACAAAUUCAAAAGGUUGUUUUAGCUUUAGGUGAAUAUUUACACAUUAAAUCAUACGCAUGUAUUGGUGGUACUAAGAUUACUGAUGAUAUUCAAGCCCUCCAAAGUGGUGUACACGUAGUUGUCGGUACCCCAGGUCGUGUCUUUGAAAUGUUAUCACGUGGUAUCAUUAAUCGUGACACCAUUAGAAUUUUCUGUCUUGAUGAAGCUGAUGAAAUGUUAUCACGUGGUUUCAAGGAUCAAAUCUAUGAAAUUUUCAGAUUCUUACCAAAGACCAUCCAAGUUGGUUUAUUCUCUGCCACCAUGACUGAUGAAACUUUAGGUAUCACAAGCAAAUUCAUGCAAAACCCAGUCAGUAUCCUCGUCAAAAAGGAUGAAUUAACCCUUGAAGGUAUUAGACAAUUCUACGUCAACGUUGGUGUUGAACAAGGUAAAUUUGAAGUUUUAACCGAUCUCUACGAAACCCUCUCUAUCACUCAAUCCGUUAUUUUCUGUAACACCCGUAGAAAGGUCGAUUGGUUAACAAGCAAAAUGACCGAACAAAAAUUCACCGUCUCAUCAACUCACGGUGACCAAAAGGAUCGUGAUGGUAUCUUACAAGCUUUCCGUUCUGGUGCUACUCGUGUCCUCAUCACCACCGAUCUCUUAGCUCGUGGUAUUGAUGUCCAACAAGUAUCACUCGUUAUCAACUUUGAUUUACCAACCAACAUUGAAAAUUACAUUCAUCGUAUCGGUCGUUCAGGUCGUUUCGGUCGUAAGGGUGUUGCCAUCAACUUUAUCACUGACGCUGAAAGAGGUCAAAUCGAUGAAUUAUCUCGUCAUUACAAUACCUACAUUGCCGAAAUGCCACAAGACAUUGGAAGUUUCCUCUAA
This is a messenger RNA of Dictyostelium discoideum AX4, 1188 nucleotides long. It is a transcript of the gene ifdA, whose product is annotated as DEAD/DEAH box helicase domain-containing protein. Gene Ontology annotation, molecular function: hydrolase activity; nucleotide binding; RNA helicase activity. The record is from RefSeq and is a predicted model, not a curated record. Lineage: Eukaryota; Evosea; Eumycetozoa; Dictyosteliales; Dictyosteliaceae. Bases 1 to 1188 code for a protein of 395 amino acids. The transcript is spliced from 3 exons.